UGAAACCGCAGCAAAUGAAGUGUUGCCACGUGAUUUAUGACUGCUUUGGAUUGCCCAAAAUUGUUGCUAGAUUAUUAAGUGACAAAUCCUUAGAAAGUGGUAGAUAAUUACAUUAACAUGUUAGCAUACAUCUUCAGGGUCCUUCCUCUAUGGAGCCUCUCCUGUUCCCUCGAGAGUCAGGCCAGUUUGUAGCAGAGCAGAGUCAGGAUGUGUUUGUGGAGGAAGAAGGCGUGAGGAAGGUGGCACAGAUGUUCUACGCUCUGCGGGGUAGUAAUGAACUGAGCGCCAGUGGUUGGAAGAUGGCCAACCCCCUGGCCCCUGCACCCACCUCUGACCAGGCCUUCAAUUGGGUGUUCGUGGUUGACACUAUGAACUUCUCUUUCUGGCCCAAUGACGAUACCCGCCAGUGUGAGGUGACCUUCCGCGGUACCACGCACACAGGCUACAUGACCUUGUGUGCCGCCAUCACCAGAGCCAUGGAGGAAGGGGUGCCCAUUACCGACCCCAAGUUCUUCUCCCAGAUCUCCGUGGAGGAGCUGGCGCACAUCCUUCGCUCUGACAACGAAACGCCCAUGCCCAUGCUUCAGGAGCGCCAUCAGGUGCUGACUGAAGGCGGUCGUGUGCUGUUGCAACAUGGUGGAAGCUUCCAGAGUUUCAUCAGCCGGGCCGAGAACGACGCCCGGAAGAUGGUGGAGCUCAUCGUGGAGAAGAUUCCCUCCUAUCGAGACGAAGCUGUUUACCAGGGGAGGAGGAUCUCAUUGUACAAGAGGGCUCAGAUCCUGGUGGCCGAUUUCUGGGCCAUGGCGACGGCGGCCAGGGGCGCGACAGACAUCGUCAACAUGGACUGGCUUACUAUGUUUGCUGACUACCGGGUCCCACAGGCCCUCGUCUUCCUGGGUGUGUUGCGAUACUCGGACGCUCUGAUGCGGAUGCUCAAGAGCGGCGAGCUGUUGCAUUCAGGUGACCGCAGGGAGGUGGAGAUUCGGGCGUGCUCCAUUUGGGCAGUGGAGCGCAUUAAGGCCCGCCUGGAUGAGCUGGCGCGGGAACAGGGCGCCGAGAGCAGUGGCAUCAACUCGGUGCUUAUCGACUUCUACUUGUGGCCGUACGCCAAGCAGCACCACCGAGAGAUGGCUCACAUUCCCAUACACCACACGCGUUGUGUUUACUAUUGAUAUGAUAGACGCCGCCAGUGUCGGGGAACCAUGCCAACUGCCUUUAUGUACAUUAUUUUAAUUGUCCUUUUUCCUGUCAGUCACACAGGGGCUACAGUACAUAAAGUUUACACACCCCUGUUCAAAUGCUAGGCUUUUAUGAUAUAAAAGAAUGACAUUAAGAUAAAUCAUUUCAAAACUUUUCCCCACUAUUAAUCUGAGCUAUAACUAGGUAGAAAUCAAUUGAACUUUUUUUUCAAAUUGGUUUCAUUGGCCCACAAGGGAUGAUGUGUUCUGGUUUGAUGAAACCAAUGUUGUACUUUUGGGCUAUAAUGACAAGCCGUAUGUUUGAUGUUAAUGCAACACUGUUAAUCACCAACAGGAACGCCCUACUUGUGCCUACGGUGAAGCAUGGUGGUGGCAGCAUCAUGCUUUGGGCUGUUUUUCUUCCAACUGGAACUGAGGCAUUUGGCAGGGUUGAGGAAAUUCUGAACAAUUUUAAAUAGCAGUCAAUGUUUGCACAAGACCUUCAGGCAUUCCACGAGAAAGCAAAAAAAAAAAAA
Hippocampus comes (tiger tail seahorse) is the source of this 1714-nucleotide messenger RNA. RefSeq names its product Q-nucleotide N-glycosylase 1 (gene qng1). The transcript has 7 exons. The record is from RefSeq and is a predicted model, not a curated record. Bases 150 to 1172 code for a protein of 340 amino acids. NCBI's taxonomy places the organism in Eukaryota, Metazoa, Chordata, Actinopteri, Syngnathiformes, Syngnathidae.